Molecule: messenger RNA, 1863 nt
Organism: Ornithodoros turicata
Lineage: Eukaryota; Metazoa; Arthropoda; Arachnida; Ixodida; Argasidae
Gene: Tat
Product: tyrosine aminotransferase-like
Exons: 12
Coding region: 213-1511 (432 amino acids)
Biological process (GO): L-tyrosine catabolic process; biosynthetic process; L-phenylalanine catabolic process
Molecular function (GO): L-tyrosine:2-oxoglutarate transaminase activity; pyridoxal phosphate binding
Source: RefSeq, a predicted model, not a curated record
UGUGCAUGCUCCUCUGAUAUCGCCGGUGGCAAGACACCCAAGGCUGCCAACGGACUGGUUCUUGUCUGUCCGCAGACGACAUCGCGCACUCCACGGGCUAAGACGCAGACGAAGAUUGUCUCUCUGCUGAUCUGUACACGACUAUCUCCCAACUCCUGCUCGGCCGCUGUUGUGAAGUGACAGCCAUUUCUCCAGGGAAAGUCCACGUGACAAUGAGAGUGCGCAACUCCUGGAAUUCACCACCAUCUCGAUUUGCAACAAACACCUACAAUCCCAUUCGUGGUUUCGUGGAAGAUGCAGGCCUCGUCCCAAACCCUGAGAAGAGUCUCAUCUCGCUUUCGAUAGGAGACCCCACUGUGUUUGGAAAUCUCGUUCCUUGCGAAGAAAUUAUAUCGGCCAUCGAGUCCAGCCUACGAAGCCUGAAGCAUCAUGGCUACAUACCAAGCACAGGCACACUUGACGCAAAGAAGGCCGUCGCAGAGUAUUCGUCUGGAGAAGGAUUACAAAUCGACCCUCAGGACGUGAUCCUGACAUGCGGCUGCUCCCAUGCCCUUGAGAUGUGUGUCACCGCCCUGGCCAACGCGGGACAAAAUGUGCUCAUUCCUCGCCCAGGAUUUUCUGUCUACAAGACACACGCGGACUCGCUGGGCAUCAAAACAAAGUUCUACAAUCUCCGCCCUGAGAAAAGCUGGGAAGUAGAUUUGAUGGACUUAGAGGCCCAGAUCGACUCGCAAACAGCAGCCAUCAUCGUCAACAAUCCGAGCAACCCGUGCGGUUCCGUUUAUACCAAAGAGCAUCUGCGAGACAUCUUGGCCGUCGCUGCCAGGAAUUACGUGCCUGUCAUCGCUGAUGAGAUCUACGAGCAUUUUGUAUUUCCGGGACAGAAAUACUAUCCUAUGGCUUCCUUGACUGAAGACGUCCCAAUCCUUUCCUGUAGUGGUCUGACGAAAAGGUUCCUGGUGCCGGGCUGGCGGACAGGUUGGAUUGUUGUCCACGAUCGUCACAACGUGUUCAGCAAGGGCGUCAAACAAGGGCUGAUGGCGCUUAGUCAAAAGAUUAUGGGUGGAAACGCACUCAUUCAAGGGGCACUGCCGUCCAUACUGAAGAGCACGCCCGAGUCAUUCUUUGCGAACACCAUCGCCGUUGUAAAGAGCAACGCAGAGGCAGCAUACCAGGCCAUCUCUAACAUUCCAGGAUUGAAGCCUAUAAUGCCACAGGGCGCUAUGUAUAUGAUGGUGGGCAUCGAAAUCGACAAGUUUCCUGAAUACGACAGCGAUGGGGACUUCGUGAAAGCACUUUUCAACGAAGAAUCUGUGUUCUGCAUGCCAGGACGGUGCUUCCAUUUCCCGAACUACUUCCGCAUAGUGCUUACUGUGCCACAGGAAAUGAUGAUGGAAGCUAUCAACAGGUUGAAGUCCUUCUGCAAGGCUCACAUCUCGGAAGAUAACAAGUUGACAGCACGAAACCUCAUCAUCGAAGGCACUCCCAUUCCAAUGGUGGCCAGAGGAUGACGCGAAGAGCUUCCUGCUGCCUUCCACAUGGUACAUGUGGAGAAAUAUCCAACCAGAGCGAGUGGAUGUGUCUCACAAGAUCCCAGAGCCAUAGCUUGAAUGCCCCGGGCAUCGGCUACUACAACGAAUUCAUACCCUUCAAAAAUGGCGACUUGUUCAAUGGCCUGCACCCUGGACGACGAGACUGAAGGAAUCAUCGGUAGCGGUACACCUGUCAUAUGUGUGUGAUUGUACAAAUCUUGGACAGUGAGCAUACUGCCUGCAACUGAUAUGCACCCUGCAUACUUUGUAUUGUGCUCAAGCUACGUUUAGCUGAAGCUGCUUUGUGGAUAUUAAAUAUUUCGAGCGAACA